Molecule: messenger RNA, 399 nt
Organism: Pleurotus ostreatus (oyster mushroom)
Lineage: Eukaryota; Fungi; Basidiomycota; Agaricomycetes; Agaricales; Pleurotaceae
Exons: 2
Coding region: 1-399 (132 amino acids)
Source: RefSeq, a predicted model, not a curated record
AUGCCCAACCUCCAGAAGCCAUUGCGCGAACUCGGCCUCUUCAGCACCAGCAUCAAGUCACAUGUUUUGACGCAGCCGGAGUACACGAUCAACCUGCUCAUCCCGAAUGAACCGCCACAGCUGCUCCUGCUGACGGUUAUAAUUGAGCUGUUCGGCGAUCAAUGGGUUAUCUGUGAGGCGAGCCCAGUCACCAGUCCAAUGUGGCAUUGUCUCGAAGUUGCGCAGGGAACGGCCGGACUGCUGGAGAAUACGGUCAAGGAGGUAGAGGCCAUAAUCAUAAACCUCUUCCUCAGAUGCAUUCACCCGUCCAGCCAGAAGCAACCGGUGGCGCAGGUCGUCACAUAUGUCGUAUCGAAAUUCAUCCCAAAGGCAUUCUGGCUGAGUCGGAUGGCAGAAUAG